Molecule: messenger RNA, 1296 nt
Organism: Arachis ipaensis
Lineage: Eukaryota; Viridiplantae; Streptophyta; Magnoliopsida; Fabales; Fabaceae
Gene: NF-YB7
Product: nuclear factor Y, subunit B7
Biological process (GO): regulation of transcription by RNA polymerase II
Cellular component (GO): CCAAT-binding factor complex; nucleus
Molecular function (GO): RNA polymerase II cis-regulatory region sequence-specific DNA binding; protein heterodimerization activity; DNA-binding transcription activator activity, RNA polymerase II-specific
Source: RefSeq, a predicted model, not a curated record
AACUGCUCUCUUUUUUGUUUUGUGUUUGGGGGGGGGUUGAAAAAAAUGAAAAUAUUUCAUUUUAUUAUUGUUUCUUAAAGACAGUAAAUAAAGCUAGCUAAUUUAGUGUGAAAAGUGGUCAAAACGGUAUUUCUGUUGUCAAUAAUUAGUUUUUUUUUUUUUUUUAAAGUUGGAUUGGGUCCUUGGCAGUUAGCUACAUGAAGUGUUCUACAUCUAGAGCGAGUCCGAGGGAAUCAAUGGUGAAAAUUAACCUUAAACCAAUUUUUGUUUCUCUUUCAACUUUCACUUGUCCUAACCCUUCUCACUUGCCUAUUUUCAUGCCCCUCUUUUAGUUGAUCUUCACAUUAUUAAAAUGUAUAAUUUAUAAUUUAUAAUAACCCUACAAAGCUAACACCACCACUCACCCCAAGAAGUAUGGAAGAUGAAAGCCAUAGCAAUUUGCCAAAUGGGUUCACCACAGAAAGCCCUGAAAGCCCUUGCUUAAAGAACAACAAUAACCACAACAACAACAACAAUAGUAGCAGCAAUAACAACAACAAAGAACAAGAUCGCUUUCUCCCCAUAGCCAAUGUUGGUAGAAUCAUGAAAAAAGUGAUCCCGGCCAACGGAAAAAUUUCCAAGGACGCCAAAGAGACCGUUCAAGAAUGCGUAUCGGAGUUCAUUAGCUUUGUCACCGGAGAAGCCUCCGACAAAUGCCAAAGAGAAAAAAGAAAGACCAUCAAUGGUGAUGAUAUCAUUUGGGCCAUCACAACCCUAGGGUUUGAGGAUUAUGUGGAACCAUUAAAAUCCUAUCUCCAAAAAUAUAGAGACAUAGAAGGAGAAAAGCUUAAUGUUCCAAAGCAACAGCGUUCUGAACAAAGGCUACACCAUCAGCAUCAGCAUCAGCAUCAACAACACCAUCACCAUAACCAAGAUGAAACUAAUCAAACACUAAAUAGUGUAUAUACUUCUGCAAAUCUCAUUUCUCAUCAACCUCCUUAUGUAGCCACGGAUCAACCAUUUUCAUUGCCGUUUUCACCAAAUUCAAUUCAGAAACAGUUACGACCUCAAGAUCAGAUUGAUUCCGUGGGGCAUUGGUACGAGUAAGACCAGUGCAAGAUUCCAAUACGCCUUUCAUUUUUCACUAAGCUUUUAAGAAUAUAAUGUAACGUUUAUAUAUGUACUUAAACAUAUAAUAUAUCACAAUUUUGGCCUUUGCCUCAGUUUUAAAAUAAAAAGUAUUUUGAGUCUCUUGUUUAUAUUUGUCCCAUAUUUGUUGUAUAACAUGAUUGAUUUCUGUUUUCCUUCUAUCCGCUU